Pezoporus occidentalis (night parrot) is the source of this 3422-nucleotide messenger RNA. RefSeq names its product growth differentiation factor 7 (gene GDF7). Gene Ontology annotation, cellular component: extracellular region. The coding region runs from base 85 to 1338 and encodes 417 amino acids. The transcript is spliced from 2 exons. The record is from RefSeq and is a predicted model, not a curated record. Lineage: Eukaryota; Metazoa; Chordata; Aves; Psittaciformes; Psittacidae. Gene Ontology annotation, molecular function: growth factor activity; cytokine activity. Gene Ontology annotation, biological process: BMP signaling pathway.
CGAAGACGAUGUUCAAAAGCAGGCGGGGAGCGGCGGCGGCAGCAGCACAGCGCCGAGCACCGGCACCGGCACCGGGCCGUCGCCAUGCGCCUCCGCGUCGCCGCCGCCCUCUGCCUCUGCCUGCUGGGAGCCUGCCGCCUCCGCCGCGGGCUAGAGGCCGCCGCUGUGCGCGGACCGUCGGCGGCAGCUCCCCAGCGACCCCCGGCAGCCGCGCCUUCCUCCGCCUCCUCCUCCUCCUCCUCCACCGCCGCCUCCCCCUUCUCCUCCCUGCCGCGGAGGGACAGGGCUCUUCGCAACGGCACCGUGGUGCCGCACCACUACAUGGUGGCCCUCUACCAGCGUCUGGCCUCCCGCCGCGUCCCCGGCCGCCGCGCCGACACGGUGACGGGCUUCGCGGAGCGGACACGCAGCGAUGCCUUCCCAGCAACCCUCGAGCAGCGAUACCUCUUCGACAUCUCCAGCUUGCCCGACACAGAGGAGGUGACGGGUGCGGAGCUGCGGAUCCUGCGCGCCCUCCCCGUAAACCGGAGCUUGGCCCUGUCUCCCGAAGGCACGUUCCAUCACCUCCUCCUCUCCACCUGCCCGAGCCAAGACGGUGAGGAGCCCCGGCUGCUGGACUCCAGGGCUGCAGACGUUGUGGACCCGGGCUUCUCCAGAUGGGAGGUGUUUGAUGCCUGGGAAGCCCUGCGGGAUUGGAGGGAGAGGAGGUCUCUCUCGGGCAAGCUGCUGUGCUUCCUGCUGAGGAUCGUCUCGGAUCGGUCGGGGCGGCUCCUGCCCCCCCGGCAGCUGGGGUUCAGCAAGCCCCGGCCACAGCCUCACGAGAGAGCCCUGCUCGUGGCCUUCUCCCACACCCAGAGGAAGGAGAACCUCUUCAAGGAGAUCCGGGAUAAGAUUAAGGCCCUGGGCAGCCCGCUCUUCUUGGAGCCCCCCGAUCCCGGCCAGGAGGCGUUCCCGAAGCGGAGGAAGAGACGGACCACCAUCGCUGCCCGGACUGGGGGCAGAGGCCACGGGAAGAAGGCAAAGACCCGCUGCAGCAGGAAGCCCCUGCAUGUGAACUUCAAGGAACUGGGCUGGGACGACUGGAUAAUUGCCCCCCUGGAUUACGAGGCGUAUCACUGCGAGGGGGUCUGCGACUUCCCUCUGCGCUCCCACCUGGAGCCCACCAACCAUGCCAUCAUCCAGACCCUGAUGAACUCCAUGGAUCCGGAGUCCACCCCACCCAGCUGCUGCGUGCCCUCCAAGCUCAGCCCCAUCAGCAUCCUCUACAUAGACUCUGGGAACAAUGUGGUUUACAAACAGUACGAGGACAUGGUCGUGGAGACGUGUGGCUGCAGGUAGCAAUUUCUGCAGCUCUCCCCUUCCCCUCCCUGCCCAGCCCGGAGCAGUCCAGCAGCCUUACUCCAUUUUAUAUAUAUAAAUGCAAAUAUAUAUAUAUAUAUAAAAUAUAUAUAUACACACAUGCACACUUUGGUGUGUGCCUUUCCGAAAGCCAAGCUCAGAGCAGGUGUCCCCUGCCUUCAUGGGGCUGUCCUGUCCAUGAGCCUGGAAGAUAUGGGAGAUGCCUUCCCGCAGACAGCGAGGCUGUAGCUUGGUCUGCCCCAGGCCCUCCCAAAGACAGUGCGACUCCCACCACCCCUGCUGGGUUUCUCAGGGCUCAGCCAGAGGUGCUACGCUGUGGUGGGAGGCAGGGCUCCCGGCCUCUAGCUCCUGCCAUCUCUGUGCCUUGCCUUCUCCCACCAGGAAGGGAGCAGAGCCCCUGGGAAUGCCUUCUCAGCCUCCGAGCUCUGCCUGGUCCACUCCACUUGCUCAAGCUGAGCUGACACUUGAUUUCCCACAGGAUUUGGAAAACAUCUGGCUAAAAUUGUCUCAGUGUGAGGAAUAACCUGGGAGGGGAUGGAGUGGUGACUGCAGCAGAGGGGUCAGGCCAGCAUCACCCUCUGGCUGUGGAGGUGGGGUGGAAGUGAGUUUGAAACCUUUUGUCUGUGUUAAAGGAGUUUUUCUGGCUUCCUUCACAUCACGGCCCUCGGUUUGCAGGGGGAAAAACAAGGGAUUCCCGGGGGAAGGGGGGGGGUGGAGAGCGAGUGGCCAUGGUGGGAUUGAAGUCAUUUGGUCCAGACCUGUUUGCAGCUGGGAGAGAUUUCUUCUUCUGCUACUGGGGACAGGAAAGGAGGUCCCUGUAACUGGAGGUAAGCAAGAGUCGGGGUUGAAGUAGAGCUCGUGCUUUCAGCAGAGAUGGGAACUGCCCUGGAAGGUGUUACCUGGGGAUGCCCUGGUUCUGUGUAGUCUGCAGUGCUAGUCCUGCUGCUGAUGUCUUGCAGGAGGUAGCGGCUGACUGGUGCCAUCCCUUUCUGGCAAAAACCCACCUUUCCAAGGCGCAGCAGGAAAUCAGCACCAGCCUCAGGCCCACAAGUCGCACAGCUGUCCUCAGUGUGCUGGGAGAGAAGCAGAAGUCCGGAGUUCCCUGGGGAAGAGCCAUUUUGCCUGGUUUCUUUUUCCAAAUAAUCUCUAUAAAAGCACUAAGCUCCACCCCACCUUCUUUUGGCACCGAUUUCCCAGUGAGCUCCAUCCCUCCCUGGACUGCCUGCCUCUCGCUGUUCUAUUGAGGGACCUGGAUCCACCGGGAACAGACAUUUCCCAUGCAAAAAGCUGAACACCACCCUCAGAGACCACUGUGUAAAGUGGGGUGCUUUGACCCAUGCUGAAAGGGCUAUGGAAUUUUAGUAACUCAGGAGCUGAGUAUAAAUUAGGCCUUUAAAUCAGAGAAGCUUUGCAUUCAUGCCAGGUCAUGUUUGGGAUGCUGGGAAGUGUUUCUGCUGCACCCCAGUGGCUUUUGGUACUGAGCUUAGGCUUCAUGGCUAGGUUGGCUUAGACUAGAGAUGCACUUGCACAGAUUUUGCUUCUGAUAGUUUGUUUUUUACUGGUGGUCAAGGUGUUGGCACAUAAACAUCAAUGAUUAUUAGUGACAAUAAUAAUGUGCUUUUGGGUGACAUAAAUCCUGCUGGAAAACAUAAGUGUUUUUUUUUCUAUAUAAAGCCUGUUUUCCUCCAUGGCAGGGGUGUUCUGCUAGGGAGGAAUAAGCCUAAACAGGGCAAUGAGGGGAUCACCUCAAAAAGCUCUACCAAGAUCCAAAUUAUUCCAAAGAUCAGGAAAGCCCCAGUGAGGGUCCAACACCUCUGUCUCCCCAGGAAAACAGUACAUCAGCAGGGAGAACACUGUUUGCAUCAAUAACAGUGACACAACCCUCACAGCCUCCCUCCAUCCUCACCCCAAGGAGGUCUGCUCUGCAUCCACAGGCUGUGGCUGGUGGUAAGCCAGAGGAGCAAGUGUAGCACCUGUAAGUCUCGUGUGAACUUCCUUGGAGCAGCUCUGGCUGUACAUCCAUGUAUCUGAGAGGAAAAUCUGGCUCCACACCUCAGUGUGAA